Prunus dulcis (almond) is the source of this 1721-nucleotide messenger RNA. Its product is annotated as eukaryotic initiation factor 4A-11-like. Gene Ontology annotation, molecular function: ATP binding; translation initiation factor activity; RNA helicase activity. The record is from RefSeq and is a predicted model, not a curated record. The coding region runs from base 182 to 1423 and encodes 413 amino acids. The transcript is spliced from 5 exons. Lineage: Eukaryota; Viridiplantae; Streptophyta; Magnoliopsida; Rosales; Rosaceae. Gene Ontology annotation, cellular component: cytoplasmic stress granule. Gene Ontology annotation, biological process: cytoplasmic translational initiation.
UUGUACUCUUCACGUACGCGUUUUACUCCUCUCCAGUCUUACAUUGUUGCCUUCCUCAACUCCUCCAUCAAAAAAAUUAUAAAGAGAUCCGAGGAGUUUGGGAAACCCUAACCCUAAACACAAUCCACAGCCCGCUAUCUAAACUUCCCACUUCGUCGAACUCUCACUGCCGCUUUCAGUUAUGGCUGCUGUGGCACCGGAAGGAUCCCAAUUUGAUGCUCGUCAGUAUGAUGCUAAAAUGAGUGAGUUACUUGGAGCUGAUGGGCAAGAAUUCUUCACAUCAUAUGAUGAGGUUCAUGAGAGCUUUGAUGCUAUGGGAUUGCAGGAGAACCUUCUUAGGGGCAUUUAUGCAUAUGGUUUUGAGAAGCCCUCUGCAAUUCAGCAAAGGGGAAUUGUUCCUUUCUGCAAGGGACUUGAUGUGAUUCAACAGGCACAGUCUGGAACUGGAAAAACUGCGACUUUCUGCUCUGGAAUUCUGCAGCAGCUUGAUUAUGCCUUACCUGAUUGCCAGGCAUUGGUUCUUGCACCCACACGAGAACUUGCUCAACAGAUUGAGAAGGUUAUGCGAGCACUGGGGGACUAUCUUGGUGUCAAGGUUCAUGCUUGUGUUGGCGGGACCAGUGUUCGUGAAGAUCAACGCAUUCUCUCCAGUGGGGUCCAUGUCGUUGUUGGUACACCUGGUCGUGUAUUUGACAUGUUACGGAGACAGUCUCUUCGUCCAGAUUACAUUAAGAUGUUUGUCUUAGAUGAAGCAGAUGAAAUGCUUUCACGAGGUUUCAAGGAUCAGAUCUAUGACAUUUUCCAGCUGCUGCCAUCGAAAAUUCAGGUGGGGGUUUUCUCUGCUACAAUGCCACCGGAGGCCCUUGACAUCACUAGGAAGUUCAUGAAUAAACCUGUGAGGAUUUUGGUGAAACGUGAUGAGCUCACACUUGAGGGUAUCAAGCAAUUCCAUGUCAAUGUUGAUAAAGAGGAAUGGAAACUUGAGACACUUUGUGAUCUUUAUGAGACCUUGGCAAUUACUCAGAGUGUCAUCUUUGUGAACACCAGGCGCAAAGUUGAUUGGCUUACUGACAAGAUGCGCAGCCGCGAUCACACAGUCUCUGCCACCCAUGGAGACAUGGACCAAAACACAAGAGACAUUAUCAUGAGAGAGUUUCGGUCUGGUUCUUCUCGUGUGCUCAUAACAACUGAUCUCUUGGCCCGUGGUAUUGAUGUCCAGCAGGUCUCUUUAGUGAUUAAUUUUGAUCUUCCAACACAACCGGAAAACUACCUCCACCGCAUUGGUCGUAGUGGUCGUUUCGGGAGGAAGGGUGUUGCUAUCAAUUUUGUGACCAAGGAUGACGAAAGGAUGUUGUUUGACAUCCAGAAGUUUUAUAAUGUUGUGAUUGAGGAGCUGCCGGCAAAUGUUGCUGAUCUGCUUUAAAUAAGGUUUUGCUUUGGUGCGGUAAUUGGCUUCUAAUUUGGAAGCCAUAUUUAUUUUCUUCCUUGUAGGUGUAGGGGGCCAUUAUUUAGCAUGGAUCACUUGAAUCUGGGGUAUGGACCUGUGCAUAAGAGACGGGCUUCCAUUCCCAUUUUUCAGGUGUGCAAAAACCACAUGAAAAUUUUGUUGCAUUUCUUGUAUUUCUAGUAUGUGAGACAACUUGCAGCAGUAACUGUGUUUGGAUUGAUUUGUUUUAAGUUUGGUUCUGAGAUGGAAUAUUAUGUUUGGAGUCAUGGAAGUU